AUGACUCAUCCAGCAAGUUACUCAAAAAUAAUAUUUCCACCGAUCAUUGUUAAAUUUAAAGGCGACCAGCCAGCAUCAAUCAAAGAAAUUACUGAUGAUUUAACCUCAAAAUGGAAAAAUCAACAUGGAAUUGAUUUAACAAUAACAGCACGUUUUGAGUCAAACCGAUGGCCAAGAACAUUGAAAGAAGUAGAUAUUGAGGUAAACGUUCCACGUCAAUUUCCACCUGCAUAUUCACUUAUUAUUCAACAAUUUCAUCGCAAUUGGAAUGAAGAUGAAUGGCUAAUUGAAUUACAACAACGGUACGUCUCUUUAUAUAAAAUUGCAAGAAUGCGAGUGAUAGAUGGAUCAUCAUUAAAUGCAGUUAGAGCCGAUUUCAAAUCUAUCAAAGAAGUUAAAACACUCAUUAAAUCUGGAAAAAUAAAUAUAGGUGGUAUGAUUCAUCCAGUAAAACCGUACCAUCUACCAAUACGGAUUAAUAAAUGUUUAAAAUGCUUACGACAUGAUCACACAACAAAAAGCUGCUCUCUACGUCGUUUGUGUCCAAGAUGUGCAGAAGAACAUUCACUUGAACAUGGUUGUCCCAAUCAUGAAAGGUGUAUCAAUUGUGGCGGUGACCACAUAUUCGGUCAUUCAGUAUGUCCAGUAGUACAAGAAAAACGUCGUGCACUUAUAGAGCAGGCAAAUAUACAAAGAGCAGAACUAUUGGUACGUGCUGAACAACAACAACAAUAUGCGUUUCAAGGAAGUGAUUAUCCUGCAUUACGAAAUGGCAACCAACUCCAUUCAUCUUGCCACAUACCACGCCAAUCUAUGAAUCGUCUCAAAGAUCAUAUGCUCAGGUAA
Molecule: messenger RNA, 846 nt
Organism: Rotaria sp. Silwood2
Lineage: Eukaryota; Metazoa; Rotifera; Eurotatoria; Philodinida; Philodinidae
Source: the annotation of a GenBank genome assembly